GCAGCAUCCAUCCGUUCUCUUGACCCGUUUGACAGAGACGGCGCGUUGGCAACUCUCUCAAAAUCAAUAGCCACGGCAGAGUGAUAACCGAGACGAUCCGAGUUCCCUGCGAUUUCUCUUGCAGCCAUCAGCAACCAUGUCGGCCAACGUCAAGUACACGCCCGCUCCACAGGAAGACCCGGAGCACCUCUACACGCAGCCGCCCCCGUCCUACCAGGCCGAGAGUAGCUCCGCGCAGGACCAGGAACGACUCUUUGGAGGCCCGCGCAGCAGCGAGGACAAUAUUCCCGAUGACUUCAAGUUCGGAGGCUCCGUCGCCGAAGCGACCAUCGAGAUUCGCAAUCAGUUCAUCCGAAAGGUCUACACGAUCUUGACCGUCCAGCUCAUCGCCACUGGCGUCGUUAGCGCCCUCAGCUUCAUGAGCGAUGGGUACAAGUCCUGGAUUCAGUCACAUCCCGCGAUCGUCUGGGGCUCGCUCCUCGGCUCCAUGAUCUUUAUGUUCCUUACUUACUGGAAGCGCCAUUCCUACCCGACAAACCUUCUCUUCCUGUCGGCCUUCACCCUCCUAGAGGCCUACACCAUCAGCGUGGUCGUAUCCUUCUACAGCGCGCCUGUCGUCCUCAACGCUGUCUUCCUCACGGCCGGCAUCUUCAUCUUCCUGACGGCCUUUGCCUGCCAGACCAAGUACGACUUCACGAGCUGGAUGCCCUACCUGUUCGGCGCGCUCUGGGGUCUCCUCAUCUUCGGCUUCAUGUCCUUCUUCCUGCCAUACUCCAGCACCGGCGAGCUUGUCUACGGCCUCCUGAUCGCCCUGGUCUUCAGCGGCUACAUCCUGGUCGACACCCAGCUCGUCCUGCGCAAGCACCACAUCGAGGAGGAAAUUGCUGCCGCCGUCAGCUUGUAUCUCGACAUCAUCAACUUGUUCCUGGCGAUCCUCCGCAUUCUCAACAGCCAAAACAACAACUAGGUGCGACCGGGUUGAUGGGGCACGCGAUGAGAGGAACUGCCAAGUGAUGUGGCCUUCACCGUCUCCUGGGUGGCAUUGUUAACACUGGAGGUGUAUUGUGCAAUUUUUAUUUUAUUUUUUUUUAGGUUGGGGGGGAAUCGGUUCGGUUCUUUCGGAUUGAAGGAUGUUGUUUGGGUUGAGCAGCUUGUUAGUUUGACUGCUUUGCAUGGUACGCUGUGACUUGUCGUGGGUUCCGUUGUGGAACCUACCAUCGCAUGUUUAGUAUAAUUUUCUCUUUGGAGCUACUUUGCUAAGUUCAAUGAUAUGUUCGACGGCCAAGAUUGGCAAUUGGAAUGUUUACCGAUAAUAUCGCAUUUCGAGAACCUACCAACAUGCUCCCGGGAUCAUUCGGUCAAUUUCACAGUCCAUGGCUUUGGUGCUUAGGCAGGAGAAUGCGAGCAGAAAAAUUGAAUUUAGUUGAUAUCUGC
Molecule: messenger RNA, 1434 nt
Organism: Thermothelomyces thermophilus ATCC 42464
Lineage: Eukaryota; Fungi; Ascomycota; Sordariomycetes; Sordariales; Chaetomiaceae
Exons: 3
Coding region: 137-967 (276 amino acids)
Cellular component (GO): membrane
Source: RefSeq, a predicted model, not a curated record